AAAAAAAAGGAAAUGCCAGGAAAUGCUUAGCCCCUCUUGACAAUGACUAAACUUCCGGUUUGCAGCAAAUUUUGGUGAUGAUUAAGAUAACAGAGAAAGAAAUGUAUCUUGUAUCACAGGUUGUUUUGAAAAUGUGAGUGUAGAAAUCCUUUGAACACCAUACAGAAAUGGCAGAAGUGAUUUCCCCCCAGCCCAAGAUUGUGGUUGGAGCCUAUAAUUUCAAGGGCACUAACAAUGAUGAGUUGUGUUUCUGCAAAGGUGACCUGAUUACGGUGACCCAGAUAGUGGACGGGGGAUGGUGGGAAGGAACCCUUAACGGACAGACGGGAUGGUUCCCUGCCAACUAUGUCAAAGAGGUCAAACUAGAUCCCAAGACUGGCCUGCCCCCUGGUGUCAAAGCUGGAGAGAUUAAGUUGAACAAAAGAGAAAGUACAGCUCACUACCAAAGUGUGGUGUUACAGAACAUCAUAGACCAGGAACAGGCUCACGUGACUGAGCUACAGGAGCUGCUGGAAAAAUACUUGAAACCUUUGCAGGAGGCAGGAAUUUUAAGUGGAGCAGAAUACUCACAGCUGUGUGGAAACCUUGAGGACAUCACAGUAUUCCAGGAAAACUUCCUAGCUCAGCUGAAAGAAAUUGCAAAAAUGCCCAGUAACCAACAGAAGGUAGGGGGCAGCUUUAUGAUGAAUGCUCCCCAGUUGAUAUCUCUCUACAAGACCUACUGCUCCAACCAUCCUCAGGCUGUCUCUGUAUUACAGACACACAGGGAAAAGCUUGACCAGUUCAUGGAAAACCAGGGGGCAGUGGCCCCAGGGGUGAUCACACUGACCACCAGCCUGUCCAACCCCUUCAGAAUGCUGGAUCGUUACCCUGUGUUACUGAAGGAACUUGAGAGACACAUUGAGGACUGUCAUGUGGAUAGAGGGGACACACAAAGAGCCAUCGCCGUGUUCAGGGACAUAGCUAGUUCAUGUACAGAAAUAAGAAAGCAGAAAGAACUGGAACUGGACAUAUUUUCCAGCACAAUCAGUGGCUUAGAGGAUAGUAUUAGUCAAUAUGGAGAUGUCCUGCUACUGUCACAAGUAUUAAUGCACAUGGAAGGUGGAGAAAAGGCUGAGAGAUUAUUUAUCCUUUUUCCGGGGAAAUUGAUCAUAUUAUCAGCAAAUCCUCAGCAAGAAGGGUACACAUUUGAGUCUAAAAUAACACUAAGUGGCACCACAGCCAAAGCAAUUGAAGAUGAAGAUUCUGUACUAAAUGCCUUUGAAAUAUCAGGGAACACGACAGAUAAGAUAGUUGUGUCCUGUGCCUCGCCUCAUGAGCAGAAAGCCUGGCUUGAUGCCUUACGGCAGCAGAACAAGCCCAAAGCUCCUCCAGCGCUGAGCACUCCCCCCUCCCACUCUCACUCUCACACCAUCCCAGCAAAACUGACACCCUUGCAGCUCUCCACGUCGCAGCCCAACAUAAACGUCACGGCAACUCUUCCAGCCCAGGGCAAGAAAUUCAAGAUGACCCCCCAGCCUCUCUUUAAGGCUCACAAGACCUGGAGUCUGUCGUGUCUGCGACCUUGCCCCCCACUCAGACCCGUCUACUUCUCUCGAGACGACCCAACCAAGAGCCCUCGAUCUGGAAGAAAGUUCCGGACUCUUACUAGAAGACCAGAGCGAGCUAAGUCAGAGGAUGAUUAUCUGUCUAUCAGGAAAAUUGAUGAUGCCAAGACAAUGGAGGACGCACUUAUUCUGAAAGUCAUUGAAGCCUACUGUACAAGUGCCAAGACAAGACACACUGUUAACUCAUCUCUGUUAGACAGCCCUCACAUGCUGAUAGCUGAAGAGGAGAAGAUAAUCUUUGAGGAGCAGAAGGGCGACCAGACGGUGGUGGAGGAGAAGACAUUGGUAGACACAGUGUAUGCCAUCAAAGACCAGCUGAAAGAAUUGAGAGAGGAACAAGUGCUACUACGUAAAGAACUGGAGGAGGAGCGUAGAGCACGGAAAAGAAUAGAAGCCAUGUUGAAUAAGUCUCGACGCUCUCUGAGGAGUCUUGUGGAUGGACCUUGGGAAGAAUCAUCACCAAUUUUAUAGGAUUGAGGCAUUCAGCAUGACCUAGGGUGAAGGUCAUGACCUUAUGCAAAGGUCAGGGUCAUUCUAGCCUUUG
Molecule: messenger RNA, 2151 nt
Organism: Lingula anatina
Lineage: Eukaryota; Metazoa; Brachiopoda; Lingulata; Lingulida; Lingulidae
Product: rho guanine nucleotide exchange factor 7-like
Cellular component (GO): cytoplasm
Molecular function (GO): protein binding; guanyl-nucleotide exchange factor activity
Source: RefSeq, a predicted model, not a curated record